Molecule: messenger RNA, 1338 nt
Organism: Mycosarcoma maydis (corn smut)
Lineage: Eukaryota; Fungi; Basidiomycota; Ustilaginomycetes; Ustilaginales
Exons: 1
Coding region: 1-1338 (445 amino acids)
Source: RefSeq, a predicted model, not a curated record
AUGUUGGCAACUCGCAGAUUGGUCUGCUGGACGCUGAUCGCCGUGUGGUGUGCACUGUUUGGCACCAAAGAGGCGUCAGCUACAUUGGCAAACCCAGUCAUGUGGAUCUUGGCGCAUCAAAGCCUCAAACAGGCUCGUGUCGACCCUAUCGUCACGCCUGGGGGAGUGUCGUCUCAUGUUCACUCGCUUGUUGGCGCGAAUGGUGUCAGUGCCGACACCACCACGGCCGAGAGCCUAGAGGCAGCUUCGACCUGCACUACAGCUGGACUGCACGCCGACAUGUCGUCGUACUGGGCACCUUCACUCUACUCGAUCAAUCCGGAUGGCACUUUUACCCCGAGACAGUUGUACUACGUCAAUACGUACUACCUGAUGAGGGGCAAUGUCGAAAUCAAAGCGUUUCCUAGAAGGACUUCAACUGCUGGCGGGCAGUGCAAUGCGCAGAGGACCAGGACCUACGAAGCAAGCCGACAAUACGGCAUCGUUUGUUUGCCCUCAACUACGCCGACGGCAGCUCGCAAUCAGAGACGAUUCCUGCACGAGCUUGUCCCGCAAGGGCUGCGGCUGCAGGUGACGUUCCCGUCGUGCUGGAAUGGCAAGGAUCUCGUCUCUGCUGAUCACUCUCACGUGGUAUACCCACUGGGUGAUGACGCAGAUCAAGGUGCAUGCCCAGCGUCGCACAGCGUUCGACUGCCAACCUUGUUCUACGAAUUCGUCUGGGACGUUACCGGCAUCACCAACACCAACAACUCGGAGCUGGUGCUUUCUAACGGUGAUUCGAUGGGAUACUCUUUCCAUGCCGACUUUAUUUCCGCCUGGGACGAGACGAUUUUGCAGGCAGCCAUCGAUCAGUGUGGAGGCAGCUUGUUUAACGAUCUGGAAUCCUGCCCUCCACUCGCACAGACGCUGGACAGACAAGCUUCGCGUGACUGCACGGCGACCUCAACAGAAGCCAUGUCGGGCACCUUGGCUUCGUUGCCCGGCUGCAACAUGGUUUGGAACGGUCCACACGCUGGAAUAGGACUGACGGCAGGAUGCGACCCGACCAAGGUGGUGAUGAAGCCCGAUGGCUACAUGGGCAGUUCCAACAUCAGCUCGAGCUCGAGCUUGAGCUCUAGCUCUCUUUCGGCGACUUCUUCGACGGCACCAACCACAGAAGCAACCAAGAACACGGCAGUAGCGGCAAGUAUGACCAAGUCCAAGACUAGAAGGGUAAAGCAAACGCCCAAGGCAACACCUGCUCCCAAGAAGAAACACAAGUCGACGGCCAUAAAUAAGAAGAAGCACAGGCGGCCUACCAAGGUGCAGCGAAAGAAGAGGCCGAGAAAGUGCUCUUGA